Messenger RNA from Linum tenue, 1269 nucleotides. The record is from the annotation of a GenBank genome assembly. NCBI's taxonomy places the organism in Eukaryota, Viridiplantae, Streptophyta, Magnoliopsida, Malpighiales, Linaceae.
AAGCAACAACCAUUAGCAAGAGAUUACCUACUUCCCCAAAAACAGAGCAAUACCCAAAAACAGAGUGUUACACACAAAAGAGAAAGGAGAGAUCAGCAAUGGAGUUCCCAAUUAUCAACAUGGAGAAGCUCAACGGCGACGAGAGGGCCGCCACCAUGGCCAAAAUCAAAGACGCCUGUGAAAACUGGGGCUUCUUCGAGAUUCUGAAUCAUCCAAUCCAAGUGGAGCUUCUGGACACGGUGGAGAGGAUGACAAAGGAGCAUUACAGGAAAUGCAUGGAGCAGAGGUUCAAGGAGCUGGUGAAGAGCAAAGGUCUGGAAGAGGUCGACUCAGAGAUCAAAGACAUGGACUGGGAAUCCACCUUCUUCCUCCGCCAUCUCCCUGAAUCCAACAUCAACGAAAUCCCGGAUCUCGAGGAUGAAUACAGGAAAGUGAUGAAGGAGUUUGCCGGGAAAUUGGAGAAGCUGGCGGAGGAGCUGCUGGAUUUGCUGUGCGAGAAUCUUGGGCUGGAGAAGGGUUACUUGAAGAAGGCCUUCUAUGGAUCUAAGGGGCUGCCCACUUUCGGGACCAAAGUCAGCAACUACCCUCCCUGCCCCAAGCCCGACCUGAUCAAGGGGCUUCGGGCCCACACCGACGCCGGAGGCAUCAUCUUGUUGUUCCAGGACGACAAGGUCAGCGGCCUCCAGCUGUUGAAGGACGGGGAAUGGAUCGACGUGCCCCCAAUGCGCCAUUCCAUCGUCAUUAACCUCGGAGAUCAGAUUGAGGUAAUUACGAAUGGGAAGUACAAAAGUGUGGAGCACAGGGUGGUAGCACAAACCGACGGGACGAGGAUGUCGAUUGCAUCUUUCUACAACCCAGGGAGCGACGCAGUGAUUUACCCCGCCCCACAGCUCUUGGAGAAAGAGGAGAAGAAGAGCAUCAGCUACCCUAAGUUCGUGUUCGAGGAUUACAUGAAGCUCUAUGCUGGACUCAAGUUUGAGGCCAAGGAGCCGAGGUUCGAGCUCAUCAAGACCGUGGAUUCUAAUGUCAAGUUGGGUCCAAUUGCCAUAGCUUGAAGAAAGUAAUUAAUAAAAUUGCUGGUGUCAUGGAUAUAUAGUAAUAAAGUAAAAACGUGAGAGAGGUUAAUUAACUUAGUGUGUGUGUCUCUUAAUCUUCUUGAUUGUUGGAGGGAAAUGUGGUUUAAUUUAGAGUGGUUUAAGUAAAGUGUGUGGGAGUGAAUGAUAAAGAAAGAAAUGUGGUGUGUGUACUGUGGGCUUUGUCAAUGGAUGA